AUGGGGACCGCAAUCCUUAGUGGGAUCAUCUCAUCUCAAAACUCCAGUUCUGGGACACGGGAAAUUGAUCUACUACUGACCCGAUUCAUCGCCUGUGUGCGACGCCCUCAAUCAGCAGAUGCCAUUCGCUCGAAAUUGCCACGCGAAGCACUGGAUUCGACCGUGAGUGUGUGUGUGAAUGACAAUCGUGCUGGAGUACUGGAGGCAGACGUCAUCUUGUUGGCUUGUCAACCACAUCUCUACAAACCACUUCUUCCGAAAUCGGGAAUAUGCACAGCGCUCAAAAGCAAGCCGAUCAUCUCGGUGCUGGCAGGUGUCCCCUCGGGUGAGAUCGAGCACCUCCUUCGUCAAAAUCCCAACAAGGGAAGAAAAGACAUCUAUGGUUUGGAUGCUUUCUCCGUUACUCGUGCCAUGCCCAACGUCGCCAGCGCGGUGCAGGCCUCAAGCACCGUCCUUGAAAUGGAUCCGCGGCCUCACCUCAAAGACAUUACUGCCACAGCGCAUGCCAUUUUCUCGUGUGUGGGCACUGUUUUCACUACCAAGCCUGAGAAUUUUGGAGUUUGCACAACCCUGAAUGGGUCAACUCCGGCAUUCUUCGCAAUGGUGAUUGAUGGCCUCGGAGAUGGUGCUUUGGCAUUGGGCCUGUCGCACACCGAGGCGACGCAGAUGGCGGCGACCGCAAUGCGCGGGACGGCUGAUUUGAUCCUGAGCGGCAAGUCGACGCUGGAUCUGCGCUACGAGGUCGCUUGCCCUGGCGGCGCGACGAUCCAAGGACUCGAGGUGCUCGAGGAGGCACGAACUCGCGCCGUCUGGAUGCGGGCCAUGGCUGCGGCAACGUCAGGGCAGGGCUCUCUUGGGGACACACUCAGGUUGCCACGCAGAGGGAUCUAG
Clonostachys byssicola is the source of this 891-nucleotide messenger RNA. The record is from the annotation of a GenBank genome assembly. NCBI's taxonomy places the organism in Eukaryota, Fungi, Ascomycota, Sordariomycetes, Hypocreales, Bionectriaceae.